This is a messenger RNA of Talaromyces atroroseus, 5208 nucleotides long. RefSeq lists its product as hypothetical. The transcript is spliced from 5 exons. NCBI's taxonomy places the organism in Eukaryota, Fungi, Ascomycota, Eurotiomycetes, Eurotiales, Trichocomaceae. The record is from RefSeq and is a predicted model, not a curated record. The coding region runs from base 1 to 5208 and encodes 1735 amino acids. Gene Ontology annotation, molecular function: microtubule binding; ATP binding; microtubule motor activity. Gene Ontology annotation, biological process: microtubule-based movement; mitotic spindle organization.
AUGACCAUUUCUCCACCGGGGUCGCCAACAGGCGCCACCCCGACUGCGCGGCCUAUGAGUGCUAUUAUCCGUCCGCCCAGGAGCAUGAGUCGCAUGAGUAUAGGAAGCAGGCCUGGAGGCAGCCGCGCAUCGGACGAGGAGAGCAAGACGGCGGUCAAAGUCGCUGUGCGUGUGCGACCACCGUUACGACCAACCGAUCCAGGCUACGAAUUAAUUCCACAGCGAUUUCAGCGCUCCAUGGUCCAUGUGACGUCGCCUACCAGUCUGGCCGUGGACGUUCCCCAGGGGCGCAAGCUGUUUGUCUUCGAUCGCGUUUUCCCAGAGACCACCGACCAGGAAGGAAUAUGGGAAUACCUCAGUGACAGCGUCAACUCGUUUUUGCAGGGUUACAAUGUUUCGAUCCUUGCCUAUGGCCAGUCUGGAGCUGGUAAAUCAUAUACAAUGGGAACGUCUGGACCCGGCGAACAGAAUGAUAACCAUGCCAUGGGAAUCAUUCCCCGCGCGGCCCAGUUAUUGUUUGAGAGGCUCGAUGCCCCAAAACAUAGUCGAACCCAGUCGUCCGGCCUUCGUACUCCCGCGAGAUAUUCAAUAAGUUCUCCACACAGCUUCAACAGGUCUCCCCUGGAAAAAAACUGGCAGAUGAAGGCCACUUACGUUGAAAUUUACAACGAACACCUACGAGAUCUCCUUGUACCCGACUCCACACCUGUCGUGGAUCGUAGCAAUGUCACUAUCCGCGAAGAUGCCAAAGGCAGAAUUAUCUUGACUGGACUCCAUCAGGUGGAGAUCAACUGCUUUGAGGACCUGAUCGGCGCGUUGAACUUUGGCUCGAGCAUUCGCCAAACCGAUGCGACUGCCAUCAACGCCAAAUCCUCGCGUUCACAUGCCGUCUUCAGUUUGAAUUUGGUCCAGCGCAAGUCGCCGGCCCCGGUGCUCUCUGCGAAAGAGAAGCGCAUGUCUGUACCCCUGGAGGCUCUCACAUCGUCCGACGCCGUAGUUACUGUGGACAGCAAACUUCACUUCGUCGAUCUUGCCGGAAGUGAACGACUCAAGAAUACAGGCGCCUCGGGCGAGAGGGCCAAAGAAGGUAUCUCCAUUAACGCCGGAUUGGCCAGUCUCGGAAAAGUCAUCUCGCAAUUGUCUUCUCGACAGUCUGGUGCUCAUGUAUCGUAUCGCGAUUCGAAACUCACCCGUCUACUCCAGGACUCGCUCGGUGGAACUGCAAUUACAUACAUGGUUGCCUGCGUUACUCCGGCCGAGUUUCAUCUGAGUGAGACCCUAAACACCGUGCAGUACGCACAGCGAGCCAGAGCCAUUCAGAGCAAGCCCCGCAUCCAGCAAGUCACAGAUGAAAGCGACAAACAAGCCGUCAUUGAGCGUCUCAAGGCCGAAAUCGCUUUUUUGCGCCAGCAGAUCCGCAAUUCCGAAGCCGGGGACAGGAAGAGCGUCGUCCUGCCUGAGCGAGGCGAACGUUCUAGCGACCGGGAAAUGGAACUUCAGAAUCAUUUGUUAGAUAUGCAAGAAAGUUACACAUCUCUAAGCCAACGUCACGCGAAGCUGAUCUCAGAGAUUAGCAAGGCUUCGGACCUUCAUACUGAAGACCCGGAUGAACUUGCGGCUGCUAUUGAAAACAGUUCCGUCGAGAGACUGAAACGGUCUCACUCCUUUGCCGAAUCUGUGGAGCAGGUUGUUCUCGAAUAUGAAAAGACCAUUCAGAGCCUGGAGUCAUCGCUAUCAAAUACUAGGUCCUCCCUAUCUACCACAGAAAGCUCUCUGCUUGAACGAGAAAGCAAAUGUGCAUACAUGGAGACUCUCAACGCACAGUUACAAGCGAGAGUACAGAAGUUGAUGGAACGUGAGAGCAACACAGAACACUACCUCCACGAUCUUGAAUCCAAACUCGACGGUCAGUCGACUGGUGACGAGAGGAAUUCCGCGCUUGUCAAUGAGCUGCGCAAGGAAAUUGCUCGGGCACGCGACAAUGAGGCGGGCUGUGAAGACUACAUUUCAACUCUCGAAGAACGCCUCGCCGAGGCUGAUCAAGACAUGGAGCUAAUGCAACGUGAGAUAAACAGACUAGAGCAUGUCAUUGACCGCCAGAGGAACCUAGGAAAGCUGGAUAACCUUCUCUAUGAACUGGACCACAUUCAACAAAACGGUGCUAAAUCUCAAGCUCGUGCAGCUGAACCUCUUCCCCCGGCCCACAGUAACAAGACAAUGCGGACUCGUGGAAACACGCUUGAUAUUCUCACAGAAGCAGUGGAGACUGCUAUCCCCGAGGGUGACGAUGACGAUUUGGCCGACGAGCUUACAGAAGCCGAGCCGUUCAAAGAGGUAGAAGAGUUGGAGACGCCUGUUGAAAAGGUCGAUGCUGCAGACGAGGCAUUCAAAACCGAAGAGCCUGCCAAAGACUUCGACCAGAGCCCUGCUCAGUCUGAAUUUGUUGCUGAAAAACUAGACAAUGUCACACAGGAACUGCUAGACCUUCGGGUACAACACGAGUCGACGCAGAACGAAUACGAUCUCCUUGCUGCGAAGUACGAAGAAGCGUUGCGGACUAUGGCCGAAAUGCAAGACCAGAUCGACUUCAGUCGCCAUGCUCCGGCGCCCUUGAAUGCCGACACCCCUAUUGACAGCCCCCGGUCGCAAAGUUUUUUAGACAACAUGAAGACGCAGGAAUCAAACCCUGGCGGACAACAUUCAUCUUCGCGAUCGCUCUCUUCGGAGUUAUCCUCGGUAGAGCAGUCGGGCAUCUCGCAGGACACUUCUGAUACUACAGUUAUGUCUAUACAGGAAGAAGAACCUCUGGAGAAUGGCGUUCACGCGCAAUCCGCAGAUGAGAUCAAGACUUUGCGACAGCUUCUACGGGAGCACGAGGAGGGUCUGAAUCUCGUCGCCCAAAAGUAUGCUCAAUUGGAAGCCGAACACGACGACACUCUUGUUCUUGUGGAGCAGCUAAAGACAGACCUGCAGAAGUCUCGCACUCCUCAGUCCCCUACCACUCCUGUUUCAGGUGGAUCAUCAGUUAUUCGCAGAAUGACAAGCCAGAACCUAAUGUCCACAGUGGAUCGUGCUCAUAGGUCUCUUGCUGCGUUGCGAAAUAUUGCCGCUGAAGAAUUUGAACAGAGUCCGGAGACUAUGCAUAACUUUGAGCAGAAUCUAAAUGUAGCAAUGCAUGAACUUCAUAUUCGCAUGGAGCGCAUCCAAGCCUUGGAAUCUGAGAAUGCCAACGUCAAGAAAGAGAUGGAAAUGAAGGCUACAAUCAUCUCUGGAUUGACCCGGGAACGAUCGAGUUUGCAAGGUGCCAAGCCGAUGGAUAUGGCAAUGGUUUCUCAAAUGCGCGACCAGAUACUCCAGCAAGAGAACCAAAUGAAGGAGAUGCAGGAAGCCCACGACAGCCGAGAGCAAGAGCUGCUCGUCAAGAUUGAGAAACUCAACGCGGAAAUAUCAUCCCAUUCCGAGUCACACGCUGUUGACACCAAUAGCCUUUCGGAGGAGUCUCAGCUUCGUCUCACACAGCUUGAAACUGAACUUUCAGAAUGGAAAGGCAGGCAUGAAACUGCUAUCAUUUCGUUGGAAACAUCCGAGCAAAAACUACGGGAAACCGCCGCUGAAUUGUCGGCUGCCCUUGCUUCAGUUGACGCCCUUCAAUCCCAACAUGCCAGUUCCACGGAAUCACUGGCGAGGGAGAAGGCCACCCUGUUGCAGGAAAUCGAGGAGGAAAGAAAGAGACAAGAGUCGCAAGUCGCAAGCUUGCACACAGAAAUUGAUGAGCACAAGUCUAUCAUCUCAACUCAUCUAGCCACGAUUGCAAAUCUCGAGGCAUCUCAUGCCGCUGUUCAAGAUCAAUUAACGCACUAUAUCUCCACCAAGGAGGCCAGUGAUGCCACCGCGGCGGUCUACCAGUCAAGGAUAGCUGAGCUUGAGGAUCAAUUAGACUCACACAGAGCUCUUGUUGACAGCCACGAGCAGGAACUGGCAACCUUGCGGGAUGCUCAUCAACAGCAGGUAUCUGAUUUGGAGAGCAAAAUCGCAGCUGCAGACUCGGCCAAAGCUGCACACGAUUCCUUGAUCGAACAGCUGAAUGCUCAGCAUGAAGAAGCCCUGGUAGCUCUGAGAUCCGAUAUGUCAGGCUCCAAGGAUGACCUGACGGAGUUGCUGAAAUCCAUCUCCAAGGUACUAGAGACUGAAGUGACGCCCGUGACUAUCUCCGAUCAACUUGAAGACCUUGUGUCUGAAAAGCGUAGCUUGGAAAGCAAAUACGCCGAUCUGAUCGAUGCCAAUGAGAGUCUUCUGAACCAGCUUGAAACCAAACGUGUUGCUGACGGCGAGCCAAAGGCUACAACUGUUGGACAUGAAUCGAAGGUCACGGAACUUGCAAUCUUGGUUGCUACCCUCGAGGAACGGAUUAAGGAGAAGGACGAACUUAUCAAGAAAAAGGAUGCCACAAUUGAGGACAUCACCGCUGAGAAACAGAAGAGCGUUCGCCUUGUUGAAGAACUGGAGGAGCAGAUUACCAGCACUUUCGACCAGCACCACAAUCGUCUCUCUGUCAUGCAGAACGAACGCAUGCAAGCCCUUGAAGAUGCGAAUGCCAAGGUUUCUAACCUUGAACGAGAAAUUGAAACCUAUCAAGUCCGUAUUGAGCAGCUCGAGCUCCAGCUCAAGAACAACGGAAACGACCCUGCAAUGGAUCGCACCAAUUCUCUCACCAAUCUUCGCAAAAGUACUUCCAAUACAUCACUUCCAUCUCCUCCACCGGCAAUCCCUCUUCCACCUCUGCCCAAUAUUGCUUCCACUGCGUCUGGAAAUACUACCAGCAUGUCUCCGCCCAGCUCUCGUCAUACUAGUCGGGAGUUGGUCAGCACUCAAUUAAUGGAGGACCAAGAAGCCCGCAUUAAGACGAUUGAGAAGCAUCUUUAUGCCGAGAAACAACUCACGGCCACCUUGGAAGAGGCGCUCGGGGAUCUAGAGACUCAGAGCAACAAGAUUAAAGCCGAUAUGGAAGGCUGGAAGAAGAAAGCCUGGCAACUAGAAGACGAGCUUCAGACCCUUCGAAAGGAGCGCAACUCUACCCGUCUCUCUCUGCAAGCUGUUGAGGAAGAGCGCAGUGCUCGCCGCGAAGCCGAAGCUGCUCGCGCUCAGCUGGAAGAGCGGAUGAACGCCAUCAACAGGAAGAAGAAGAAGAGUACCCUCAACUGUUUCUAA